Schistosoma mattheei is the source of this 2485-nucleotide messenger RNA. The record is from the annotation of a GenBank genome assembly. Lineage: Eukaryota; Metazoa; Platyhelminthes; Trematoda; Strigeidida; Schistosomatidae.
UACGCGUGUAUUGUAUUGCCGGUAUGUUAUUGUUUGUUUUGAUAUGUACUUCACAACUGUACAUGGUUCGGUUACACAUUCUGCAAAUAUGACUGCAUAGUUUCUUAAUAAAAUAUACCUGAAUAUCUUUUGUAUCCUAGACAGCACAUUCUUUGUGGUAAUCGUCUUUAAAAGUUGAGUAUACCAGACUUUAGUUUGUAAUUGUGUCGGAUAUUAUACGUCCUGAAUCCUUGUUUAUGUGUCACGAUACUCAAUAAAUCCGCUACAUUUCACAUUGCUGUGGUCAGGACGACUGUUAAUUUCCUUAACAUAUGGUUGGGCGGAUUGUUCGAACUAAAUGAUAACAUGGCUUGUUUCUGAGCCUAAAUGUUUGGGUCUCGAUAUAUAUUAACCUUCCCGGGACUGUACGUUAAAUGUUAUCAUCCCAUCAACACUUGAAGGUGAUCAUCUCCAAGGUCUCAUUUACUUAUGCUUAAGUGGAUUGUUUGUCAUGUCAGAUCUGUCCUGUAACGCAGAUGUAACAGAUUCUUUUAACAUUACACAGAAUACACCUAUUCCUAAUUCAAAUUGCACUUUGUUGAAUGAUGUAAUUGUUGAAAAUCAUAAUGACUGUGAUUCAUGUACUCAAGGUCCGUCAGUUAAAAAACCUAGGUUAUUUGAGCAGCAAGAUACUCUUUGUAAAUUGAAUAAUGGUUUCAAGGAUGGUUACAAUAUAUGCAACUUAAAAAGCUUACCAGAAAUUCAAGAAGAACUUAAAAAAGUUCGACUCUGUUUCGAUUCAAAAUUAAAACUUGCUCUAAAAGAGAAAUUGUCCAAAUACAUAUCUUUUAUUGAGACAACAGAAAAAACAGUAACUAGUUUAAAGGAAGAAAUAACUCAAUUAACAGGUCGAAUGGAUUUCAUUGAGUCUUCGUCAAAAGACUUGACGAAAUUGAUUAAUGAGCGAAUUCCUUUGCCUGCUCCAACAAGUGGUAUUGGUCAGUCGAGAACUCUUUCUUCUCAAGCUCCUCGUUUACCUGUACUAUCUCAUUCUCCUUCGGUAUCCGCGCCAGAUCGAUCUAUACAAACAGCGAAUCCUUUGAAUCGACAGCCGAAUCUAACUUCAUCGAAUUCUGUUUCAUCUAGAUUAUUAUCUGUUCUACCAAAAACUUUCGAACUUCAGUGUGUUCCUCCUCAAACUGCAUCAGGUACAGUUUUAGCUAUCCAGGUCAAUGAUACUAUUGACCUGACAUCAGACACUAAUAUAGAAAAUGCUUGGGAAGAACAUUUGGUUUCUGGCUCAACAAAUACGAAAAAAAUAAAUAAACACAGUGCCACACCUCUUUCAAAUUUACAGAACGGGAUUAUUUCCACAAUAAAUGUUCCACCUUCAUUGACAUUUGACACUGGUAAUAGUCUGGAUAAUGGGAAUUCAAAGCAAUCAUAUUUGGACUUGGCAUCCUUAUCUCAAGCUCAGAAUAUAACUACUAAUCAAAUAACCAAUUCUCUACCAUACUCUGUUAUUCCCGAUGUUCAACUACUUCCUGUUGCUUUGCUACCUCCAGUUCCAACACAACCAGUAACUAAUAUCAACCAUCUUCCAUUGCAACCUGUUCCUCAGCUAACUAUUGCAGAAGCGGCUGAAGGAGUUUGUUUACAAUGGUCUAUUACAUAUCCAAUUGGAUCAUUUGAACCUGCUAUUUCUUAUGAAAUUUAUAGUUAUGCUUCAUCUGAAGUCAAUUUAGUCACUGUUCAAACAUCAUUACCAUGGAAAAAGGUUGGUGAAGUAGCCGCUUUACCUUUGCCUAUGGCGUGUACAUUAACUCAUGUUCAAGCGAAUAAUAUGUAUUAUUUUAUUGUUAGGUCAGUUGAUCGAUUACGUCGAUAUAGUUCAUGGUCAAAUGUUGUAAAUGCUUAUGUUAGUUGAAAAGCAUCAAGAAAUUGUCAAUAAACCUGGGGAUUUGAUUAAUGUUCCCUCUCCUUGAAAUAUUCCUUUAUAAAUGAAGAUAUGUGUACUUUUUCUAUUGCAUUUACCCAGUAAAAAUACGUCUGUACAGUUCUCAUCUAUGUCAGGAUGUGUGUAUGUAUGUAUUUAUGUAUGUAAAUUUUCUUUUCUUUGUAUUCAGGGACUUUAGCCCAAAAUUGAUUUUCCCUCAGUUAUAUACUUUAAUAUUUUGUGAUCUAGGCUAAAUAUGUAUCACAGUAAAAGAGUAUGUUUUUUGUUUUCAGACAUCGGAAAUUAACCUCGAAAAUAUUAUUUCGCGGUUCAAUGUUCCGAUGUACAACUGAGUUUGCUGUUUCUUUGUUGCAAGUUUCAAUGGUGGAUUCUUAGCGUUAUUAUGCACACACUUAAAACCUUAUCUGAGUUUACUUUGAAUCCUUGGGGGAUGUGGAUUCCUCGACUUUUUUCGUGUUAUUUACAUUCUCCUUAAAACUGAACACUCCGCACUACGAUGUACACAAUAUCAUGCCUAUUCGAACAGUCAAUUCACAUUCACUGAAAUUG